ACUACCACCAGCCGCCUCCACUCGCUCCCCCACACAGAAAACCCUAGCCGCCGCCACCGAAGCGGCCUCCCAGGUAAGCAAGAGCGUCCACCCCGCCGCCGCCAUGAAGCGCAAUCCCCGCGUCACGAGCUCUCGCCGGAAGUGCCGCAAGGCGCACUUCACGGCCCCGUCCUCCGUCCGCCGCGUUCUCAUGUCCGCCGGGCUGUCGACGGAGCUCCGCCACAAGUACAACGUGCGCUCCAUCCCGAUCCGCAAGGACGACGAGGUGCAGGUCGUGCGCGGCACCUACAAGGGCCGUGAGGGGAAGGUGGUGCAGGUGUACCGCCGCCGCUGGGUCAUCCACGUCGAGCGGAUCACCCGCGAGAAGGUGAACGGCUCCACCGUGAACGUGGGCAUCCACCCCUCCAAAGUGAUCGUCACCAAGCUGAAGCUCGACAAGGACCGUAAGGCUCUCCUCGACCGCAAGGCCCGGGGCCGCGCCGCCGACAAGGCUAAGGGCAAGUUUACUGCCGACGACGUCGCUGCAGCCGCCGCUGGUGGCGCCGCCACCGGCGCCUCUCUCCAGGAGAUCGACUAGACUCUUCACGGUCAUCUGAUGGUUGUCGUACCGCCUUUUCCUCAUCUCUUUUGUUUUUGCUACCAAUGAUUAUGUGAUAGAGGUUUUAUGUUAUUUGAAAACUGCUCUGUGCCUGGAUGAGAGUUUUUGGAACAUAAUGUGAACCUGUGUGUCUGUGACCUGAGCUUUGAAGAUCUCAUUAUGUGGUUAAUGUCUCCUUGUAGUAUCUUCUAAAUGGUUGCUGUGAUUUGUCUUCA
Messenger RNA from Zea mays, 813 nucleotides. Its product is annotated as 60S ribosomal protein L26-1. NCBI's taxonomy places the organism in Eukaryota, Viridiplantae, Streptophyta, Magnoliopsida, Poales, Poaceae. Gene Ontology annotation, biological process: translation. The coding region runs from base 104 to 577 and encodes 157 amino acids. The record is from RefSeq and is marked validated. Gene Ontology annotation, cellular component: ribosome; large ribosomal subunit. The transcript has a single exon. Gene Ontology annotation, molecular function: structural constituent of ribosome; RNA binding.